Messenger RNA from Drosophila persimilis, 2359 nucleotides. RefSeq names its product zinc finger protein 239. Lineage: Eukaryota; Metazoa; Arthropoda; Insecta; Diptera; Drosophilidae. The record is from RefSeq and is a predicted model, not a curated record. Gene Ontology annotation, molecular function: RNA polymerase II cis-regulatory region sequence-specific DNA binding; zinc ion binding; DNA-binding transcription factor activity, RNA polymerase II-specific. Gene Ontology annotation, cellular component: nucleus. Gene Ontology annotation, biological process: central nervous system development; regulation of transcription by RNA polymerase II. The coding region runs from base 684 to 1949 and encodes 421 amino acids. The transcript has 4 exons.
AUGAUACUGGAAGAGGACAGAACAAGAUAAAACACAAACUAAAUUGCAAAUCUGCAAUGCCUCGAAGGACCCAUGGGAGGAAUGAUUUUGGAUUACACACAAGAGCAACGCCUGGAUUUAGUACCUAUGUAUGCAACAGGUGUGGGCAUGGAAUACUGUUAGUGGAUUUUCCGAAAAUAUAAAUACAUAUGUUCUGCUUUUAACACGCAACGUAUCUCAACAGGACAUGGCAAUGGUAUGUGCGCAUAUUUAUCAGUAACUUGCAUACCGGGUUAUGCGCUGACCAACUUGCUGCGGAUCAGCGCAGAUAGCUUUGGGAUGUAAAUGGAUAAAGUCUUACGUAUGUAUCUAUUAUCGUUUGUCAAUUCAUGUUAUUCUAUAUUCCAUUCAAUGAGGCCUCCAAAUAUACACUAGAAUUAGUUGUAGCGAAUAUCGUUUGCAUAAUUGUACAGAACAGGAGCAGAACUCUCGCUGGCUGGCGUAGAGGCUGGACACCGUGUGCUUGCCCAUAACCAGCCACCUGCUUUUUUGGGAAAGAAGUCCGGCUAUGCUGCUGCAUACCAAUCCAUAUCAGCCCAAGCCUAAGCCUAAUCGUGCGAAAAAACCGUGGAUCAGUGGAAACAUUGUGGAGGAAAAAAUUAACACCAAUUGGCUGCUUGAGGGUUUGAUUACGCUUAUUUCUCAUGACAAUGCAGGAAAUAUGCAGAGUUUGCAUGACAAACUCCGGACCAUUCACAAAUAUUUUUGAUGAAAGACCCACGUUGGAAACUUGCAUUGCUGACAUGAUAACACAGUGCACCGGGUACGUGGUUAGGCGAGGCGAUUUACUACCAGAAAACAUAUGUCCGCCCUGCCUCGAGGAUGCAGUGAGUGCAUUCACCCUUAAGAAAACCUGUGAGCACAGUCAUAAACUCUAUUUCCCAGUGAUGGUGGAGGAUAUAGAAGAAUUUGCCGAUACUCUAGAAGAUGAGGAUUGGGAACCGUCAGAUAUUGAAAGUGAGCAGUCGAAACAUUUUGAAAACGAUGAAGAGAUGAAUCAAAAUGAUAGCAAUAACAUUGAUCAAUUUGUACGACCCUUCAAAUGCUCCGACUGCACAAAAUCCUUUCACCAAAAAGCCCAUCUUCAAUCACACACCCGUACGCACACAGGUGAUCGACCCUACCAAUGUUCCUACUGCUCGAUGUCGUUUGCACAGAAAUACAAUCUUGACAGACACACUCGUUCACACACUAAUGAUCUUUCAUACCAGUGCCCUCAUUGCUCAAAGUCCUUCAUACAAAAAUGCAAUCUUGAAAAACACACUCGUACUCACACAGGUGAUCGACCCUACCAGUGCUCCCACUGUUCGAAGUCAUUUCCACAAAAAUCCCAUCUCCAUGUACACAACUGUACGCACGCCAUGGAACUGCCGCAUAUGUGUCCUCACUGCUCUAAGUCAUUUUCCCGUUCCGAUAGUCUACGGAUUCAUAUCCUCCGGUUGCACACGGAUAAACGACCAUACAAAUGCUCUCACUGCUCGCAGUCAUUUCAACAAAAAUUUCAUCUCCGAGAACACAGCCGUAUUCACACUGGCGAACGGCCGCAUAGAUGCUCUUACUGCUCAAAGUCUUUUAAACAAAAAUCAAAGCUUGAUAGACACACUUUUACUCACACAGGGGAACGACCCUACCAAUGCACUCAGUGCUCGAAGUCAUUUCAGGAAAAGUCGAAUCUCCAGGUACACCUCCGUUCUCACACAGGGGAGCGUCCUUACAAGUGCAUCCACUGCUCAAAGACUUUUAGAUACAGAAACAGUAGCUACCAAAGACACAUACUAACUCACAAAAGCAACGACAACUGUGCCAUUCCGUCAUUCUUCGAGAUCACAUCCGUAAGAACGUUGAGAAUGGAAGAUCCUAUUGCUCCUACUGCUCCAACCCUGGACCGUAAUUAUUCGUCAAAACGAUGACGCCUAAUCCCAAUCGACUAUUUCCUUUGCCGUUUUGUGUUACUGUUUGUUGUUGCAGUGUAAGGACUGGCAAGUAGAUCGAUUUUAAAACUGACGUCGAAACGGCUAAGCAUGACUUCUAUGACUUAAAUAAAUUAUGUAUGUAUGUAGAUCAGAGGUCGGCUUAAAAUGUUAAUUCCAAUAAAAUAUUAUAAAAAACAAUCACAAAUUCCAAUUGUAAAAUAUUCAUUAUGUUCGAUUUUCUCACCUCUCAAGAGAUAAAUGAGCAGAACCAUACGUGCCAAAUAUCAGAAGUCUCCUUUUUAAAAAAGAAACUAAAUGUCAUAAUAAAGUUUUUAUUUUAUAAUUUAAAAUCUUAAUAAAUAGAUCCAAUUGAAUUUAUCCAAGUAAAUUUUAUAUAUCCCAUAUUC